GUACUAAAUGGGGCUGGGGCACCAUGAUGAUGGAGAGAGCAAUGGGCGACGUUUUCAAAAUCAAUGAGGUGAUGGAUGUGCUUCCUGUUUUGAUUUUACAGUGGUCUAGAAGUCGUAUCAAGUCCAGCACAAAAUGAAGUGUUUUGCGCCACCUGUUCUCCUGGCUUAUGUUCUCUUCAUAUGCGAGGUUUUGUGUGACCUUGCGCGACUUGGGCAUGAGAAUUUUCUCACGUUGGACGAAUAUCGUGAGGUACUUGCGCGCAAGCGGUUGGCGGUAUGGCGGACAAAGCCACGGUUCGCUCGAGGGGAUGAGCAAGACUUAGAAGAAUCUGGCCAAAAUAAACACGGAUCAGGCGACGGGCAAGGCCAGAAUAAUGUCGGCAGUAGACAUGACCAACGUGGAUUAGCGCUAGGCCCUGGUCAUCACCUUCCCGAAGAUAAGAACAACUAUCAACUGCAAGAGCAAGUCAAAUUCUGGCAGUCAUCCGUGAAGGACUUGGAGAGGUACGAGGUCUUGUUCGCGGUCAUGGCGAGUAGGACGAUGGAGUGGCGGGUUACAGUCAUGGAAGCGACCUGCUUGAAGGACAUGCCUCACGUCAAAUACGUGGUGGAAGAAUAUCUGGAUGUAUGAGCGAUCUUGUCAAUCAAUUGCUUCAGUUUUUCUGAGAACGCAAAGAACUAUGAUUCAAAUGUUAAAUUACAACGCGACCUUAUCGCGAAAUAUUCUGUUUGCGAGUUAUCAUGUGCAUCUGGCAUAUCGCGAUUGAUCUCUAAAUAGUAGCGUCCCGGAGUCUCGACAGUGGAAAGUGAGUUUUCGGAAGCAGGCAGGCGGUGGGGUACGCAAGAGUAAGAAUGCUGAUGUUUGGAAAGUCAGGAAGGAAUACAUGAAGGUGCAGCGACAGCAGCUGGAGUUCAUCACGCAGCACAAGAGGUUACCGCCAGAAAUUAAGCUAUGCUCAGAAAGAAACCCUUAACUCAGCGAGCGAGGCCAAUGAAAAUGUUCCUCAGAAGAUGAGGCUUCAUACAACAAUGUUAAACUGAAGUAAUGAUUAGCACUUUUUAUGAUUACAUGGCUACGACGGAAAAGCGGUAAUGCUAAAACGAGGUGAUUAUUCAUCGAUGAGCCAUCGCGCUCUAAGUUGAUGGAUUAUGCUUUUGGACGACGAUACCUACUUCGAUUGGCCACAGAUGAGUCGGAUGCUUCGCGUGCUGGACCCCUCUGAUCCGGUCCUGCUAUCGUACAUCCUCAGCGAUGCACAAGUGAUUGGAUAUGAUUAUCCGUGUGGUAUGGCGAGGCUGAAAGGCUUUUAUGGAUGUAAAGGUCGUCCUUGUUGUAGCCAGUCUUAUACAACAAAGGUCUUGUUGUCGGAGCGUAUUUUGCUCUAGAGUAUCUUCAUAAUAUCUGUAUUAGUUUCUGAAGAAUAAGCAUUCAAUAUCGUGGUAGCCGCUCCUGGUUGUGGUCCGAGUUUUUAUGGUCUAAUCAGUGAGGUGCGGGGAUGAUUCUAUCGCGGCAAGCUUACGAUGUUAUUGCAAAACCACUCGCGGAUGAUGAUAUCUGUCCCUUCAGCAGCUUCAACGACCUAACUCUCGUUAUGACAAGUGUGGAAUAUGCUCAAGAGAGGUGUUCAUGAUGCAACUACAAAGUUAGAAGUCAUUCUUACUUCUUCUUUGGUAUAAUUUGCGGCCUCUUGGUUCCCAUCUGCGUACUCAGCUUUGCUGCUUAUAACACAUGCCUUUGCCUUAGCACCUAUGGGGUUCCGAUGGUUCACUCACCCCUGAUGCACUGCAUGCCAACCCUGAAUAUGGCAGGAAGAAGCUGGGAGAACAUGAACGACGUUCAGGAACAAGUCGCCUUUCACCGGCUGAUCGCCUCGACAAAUCUUAUGACUUAUUCAAACAUGAAUGUGGAAUUGAUGAGUUUCGAUUGCUUCUAGCAGUGCCGAUCGUACUUGAGCGACAAGGUAGAGUCUGGGACCUGCUCAAUUAAGUAGUCCAAUGCGUGAAAAAUAUGCUCCGUUCGUGGCACAAAUGAUAUUUUAGAGGCACCUUUCAUAUCUCUCGAGGGAUUGGUGGACAUGCUCGAUGCGAAAGAGGAGAAUAUGCAGGCAAUGGCCACAGCUGGUCAUGGUUGUCUGAUUUAUGGCCAUUGUUUGUUUUUCUGUGGUGCUGACGCUGAGUAACGAACGUCUGAUUAGAUGGUACAGAAGUGUAGCCCAGUACGUGCAGCCUAAUCUUGUUGUAUGAUGACUAUCAAUCUGUACUGCAGAAGGAGUAAAAAAGAUCAACAAACCAAUACAUCGUCUAAGGUUUGUCGCCACGCGGCGGUGAGAAGGUCAUUGAUGUUCGCACCCUCGUAGUGCACGAGCGGCAGCUUGGACGCUUCUCGACCGAAUGCCGCAAACACUUUACUUCGGUGAGUAGCGGCACUACUACGUCUUCAACCGGAGAUUUUUUCACGAAGGGAAAUAAGUACGAGGAACUUGUCCGUGCAGUAUGGGAAUUCGAUCCUGAGGUAAAGCGACAAUCACACUUUGACCCGGAGGAGAGUGGUUUACUUUUUCAGCUCUUUGACGACUUCCACAUUGGACACAUGCAAGCACGCAAGUAUGGACCGUUCGAAGCCGCACCAACCGGUCGACAGUUACGAAGAUUAACUUGUGUACUAAAUACUUGGAGCUGAAAUAGCAAUAGAUGCUAUUAUUCUUUCUUCGUAUUCUUGGUGCAUCACUCAUCGUCAUUGUGUGUCUUCUUGUUUCCUUCUAAGAACAGGCGCGGCGAACACGGUUCCCGCGUGGGUAAAUAAUUUGGUUGAGAGUGGUAGUAGAGAAAGACCUGAUAUGCCGAAAAGGUGGAAAGUUCAGGUGGUGCCAGAGCGAGCGUUCCCAGCUUUAGAGAGAGUACGGUUCGAUGCCGACUUUUCCGACGUGGUGAGGCGGCAGACAAAGCAAGAGGCAGAUGGAGCUGGUGAGGAGAUUCCACUCGAAGCUGCUCUUUGGCCCCGCUUUCCUGAUGACACCGACUUUGAGCACGGCAGGCACCAACGAGAUUGGAUUGACAUCGUGGUCGAAAACUUUCAACAGUGGAGAGCAGAAAAGUUUCAUAAGACAAAAAGCAGAACAAGAAGUCCCGAACAAGAUAUGCCAGGAGAUUCUUGUGGGAGCGAUUGGACUUUCCUCAGUUUCUAUGGCAGCACAACAUACGUGAAUGUUGGCCAUCUGACGCUGCUCAUCCGCCACAUACACGAGUUUUUUCCGUGUACGCAGAAAGACCUAUCAGCAGGAAGGCAGCAAAAUGAGAUGGCGGAAGGAGGUGAACUACGCUCGGAAACCAAUACAGGGUUAGAUGAAGGUGAGGCAGAAGGUUCAAGUACACGUCCAGUGGAGGACCAGAAUGAAGAUGAUUUUCCAAUUUCAGUGCCGCCAGAGUUCGACUUGGUCUCUGCAGGACUGCCGCCGAUAGCUGUGGCAUAUGUUCACACGGAGUCGCAUAUCGAGCCUGCAGCCGGUGUGCUUCUCAAUGCCGGCGCCGUCGAUGUGCUCAGCAAAUGCCCUGCGACGCUCAAGGAAAACAUCAUCAACAAGCGCCUGGACAAUCUGCACCCUGAUCUCCACAAAUUUAUUCCAGUCGAUGACGAGCUCGUAGUAGAGUUCAAGCAGCGUCAUGGAUUCGAUUACGCUUGGUGUUUUCGAGAGGAGUACACUAGUAGAUGAUCUCCAAUGUGCAAGUGGCGGGUAAUCAAGGUUGUAACGUGAAGUCUAUCGUAGCACGGACUCCCAUAUUACUUAGACGUGUUAGAAGCCUCGUCACACCUUCAUUGUGAGAUAGUUGAUUAUCCGCUAAGCAUUUUUGUCGCAAUCCCAGCUGCAAGACAACAUCCUAGGAGCGGAUCUGUUUGUGAUGCUGCGAUUCUGCGGCGUACUCCUCGUCCAUUCACGAAGAUUUGCGCCACAGUUGCAAGGCUUGAUAACGUAUUCCACGUGGAGACGCCCCCAUCGUAGUCCAAUAUCUGAGCUUGUCACCGCGGGAGCUGUUUUCAGCAAGCAAAGAAUGGCGGCCCUAACGCUUUAUGGAGGACAGCGCAGACGCUGGCUGAAAACAAAGAAGGGUAAGUAUUUUCUAAGAUGGAUGCGGAUGACUUCAUCCAUAUAUAAUUUUACUGAUAGUUAGAGUUUGCAGCAUGCAGGUAUUUUAGAUCAGCAUGCCCAUCGCUCGAAAGUGACUUUAGAUCUUGAUGAUAGCAUUCAGUUGCUAUUCACACGACAUGAACCUUCACUAUCAGAUUCAGCAUCCGAUGAGACGGCCUUGGGUGCUCCACGUUUCCGCUACGAGCAUGACAUACAACGAAGUCGGAUACCAGGUGGGGUUCUUGUGGGGGACGUUGUGAUGACCUAUCGCUCAGAGCAUUUUCUAGCGGAUGCGCAAGCAACGAACGAUAAAAGAAUCAGGAAAAAGAACGAGGCGUAAACUCUUCGCUUUGUUGAAAAGAUAACAUCAGAGAUUUUUGAGAUGCUCUCUUUUAGUGCGUCGUCGAAUCCACGGAAGAGAUAUCGCCGAUCGACGUUCUUGCAUCUUCUACUGUGCGAUUCCGUCUUGUCAUUGCCGUCUUUCAGAGACGCAAC
Messenger RNA from Amoebophrya sp. A25, 4619 nucleotides. The record is from the annotation of a GenBank genome assembly. Lineage: Eukaryota; Dinophyceae; Syndiniales; Amoebophryaceae.